Messenger RNA from Cladocopium goreaui, 4569 nucleotides. The record is from the annotation of a GenBank genome assembly. NCBI's taxonomy places the organism in Eukaryota, Dinophyceae, Suessiales, Symbiodiniaceae.
AUGAAGCUCACCCAGAGUUCCAAGGAGCUGCAGAGUGUUUGGUCCGGAACGUCGGAAGGCGGCAUACGGCUAUUUGGCAAGGGCACAGGACGAGGUGGUCUCAACGUUGUCCGCGCGAGGCCGGGAGAUGGUGUCAUGGAGGUGUUGGUGGCUGAGCUCUCAGCUUGGCCAGUGGCGGCUUUGGUGUGGGUUCUCAUGUCGGUGACGGAUGCAUGGAUCAUCAUUGAUGAAGGAGGUGUGCUCAGAAUGCUGGAUGAUGAGGAUGUGAAUGAGAUGAUAGGUGUCCGAUUAGCUGGAGGCCUACCUGAGGAAGCCAUUGACCUCUACACCGUUUGCUACACCUUCCAGAAAGGCUCAGCAUCAGCACAGUCAAAACUUGAGGACGUUCACCAGGAACCACAGGGCAAAUGCACCAUUUGCAUGGAAGAAUUUACCACAGGCGAUUGCUUGCGCUGCCUCCCUUGUUUGCAUGCAUACCAUGUGCCAUGCAUUGACAAAUGGCUGUCUUUGAGCCAGUCAUGCCCAGUUUGCAAGCACAAUGUCAUGGCAACGACUACGCCAUGCUUUGAUUCCCCAACAGGGCAGAUGAGAUGUCCUAUUCGACCUAUCCUGCCGUGGCAUUUCAAUCGGCCGCGGCCGAGUUUCCAGGUCGUGCCUCGCCUUCCGUUGCUCCGAGGGGGGCCUCUUCCCCCGAGCCAAGCAGCCCGCCUUGCAGCACGCCCAGGCCCUGGCGCCCCUGGCGGCCCUGCCUUGCCCGCCCCGGGCGUCCCAGGUGUCCCAGGUGUCCCAGGCGUCCCGGCGUCCUCCACGGCCGUGCCGGUGUACAGAGGUGCAGCUGCGGCGUCACGCCUAGCACCCGUGCUGCCAGUGGCGAGGCUUGGACAGCCACAGAUGCCACAAAUAACACAGAUGGCACAGAUGCCACAGGCGCCCAUGGCUAGCAUGACUGGCAUAUCUCCUGGCAUAGCCACAACCACAGGUCAGUCAGCGCCAAGGAUUCAACCACAAAGUGAAGAGAGUGAGAGUGAAAGCGCCACGAAACGCAUCGCCAAUGCAUCCUCAUGGCAAGCUGCGAUGCAGUUGGCAAGGUCUUUGGCUUGGGACGAAGGACUCAAGCUGGACCUGUUUAUCUUCAGCAGCCUCUCUGCAGCUUGUGGAAAACAAACGGCUUGGACUCGAGCCGUGGGUUUGCUGCAGACAUCGUUGCAAGAAGCCUUGGGGGCCGAUGUCGCGUUGCGCAACUCAGCCCUGAGUGCCUGCGGACGGCAAGGCCAUUGGCGUACAGUGAUGCUGCAAGUUGCAGGCCAAAGCGAUGCCAACACUGUCAGCAUGAACUGCGCCGUGGACGCCGCUGGGCGUGGAAGAGCCUGGGGACAAGCACUUGGCUGGCUCUUGCGCAUGGGGUGCCUUCGCAUCGACCUCAGCAAUGUCACCCACGGUGCUGCUGUGGCAUCGCAACGCGGUGGAUGGCAACAGGCCCUGCAGGCCCUGCAGAUCUUGUCCGGCCACAAUAUGGUUGCAGUGAACGCAGCCAUCUCAGCAAUGGAGAUCCACAGCCGGUGGGAGGAGGCCAUCCAUCUCCUACACAGCUUGGCUACGCCGAACCUCUGCAGCUUCAACAGCGCCAGCAGCGCCUGCAGUGCUGCGGGCAAAUGGCAACAUAGCCUCUCCCUGUUGGCUUCGGCGAGCAACUACAAUAUCCAGCUUGACGUCAUUAGCUACAACAGCUUAAUCAACGGCAGUGCAGUGGUUGGAGCCUGGGAGCUGGCUCUGGUCUUUUUCUGGCAGAUGGAUUCCUGUGGUCUGAAACCAGAUGCGGUGUCUUUUGCCAGCGUUCUGGAUUCCAUGCCAGGGCUACAGCCACAGCUCGUGUCAUCCUUGCUGGAACUCAUGCGGCAUGUGGCCGACACAGUGGCCCUCAGUGCUGCUUUACGAUGUUAUGGAAAGACAGGGAGGUGGGAAAUGGCAUGCAGGAUUUGGUCAGAAGUUGGCAUUAGUGGCCUCCAAUUGGACAAGAUCAUUUCUGGUGCUGCCGCAGAUGCUUUCGCCAGGGUGGGGCAUUGGAAGAUCAGCCUGACACUGUUGAGACCGAAGGCAACUAUCAUCACCGUGAACUCCGUACUCAACGCAUGCGCCGCAGCCUCUGCAUGGCUUGCAGCCAGCGAAACCAUGACAUCGGUCAUUCUGCAGGCGCUGCAGCCCGAUCUCCUCAGCACCAGUUCGGUUUCCACGGCGGCUGGGAAGAGUAGACAGUGGCAGCAAUUGUUGUGGCUGCAGGGAUCCGUUGACUAUCGCGAUGAGAUCUUUUACGAGGCUCUUCUUCCUCCUCUAUUGGUAUCUUCGGCUGAAACGGGGCUGGCGCAGUUGCAGCAGUUGCGCAAAGAUGCGCUGCGCUACUGGUGUCAGGUGAGCACCUCCACGCGGAAAGAAAACAGUGGUGAGGAGCUGCUUGCCACGUACAGUGUUCACCACUUGCGGUGUGAGACGCCCUGUGGCCCAUACUGGCAGCAACAGAAAAUCUAUGAAAAUCUCACGGAAAGGGGGCCAACACUGCUCAUCACCGCAGCACAGACUCGCUCCGCGAAGAAUGUAGGUGCUCCAGAGCAGCCAAACAAACGGUGUGCGCGAUUUGUGGCGACAAAGCCCGGACCUACAGCUUUGCCGCAGUUUGUGGCGCUGGUGUGGCCGGUUGUGGCCUUGGGCUACUGCUGUCCCGGCUGGAUGGACAGCUGCGUGAGCGGCAACUACCUGGCGCUGGAUUUCGAGUGUGCUGCGAAGAGCCUUGGACAUCCUGAGGGUAUCAGAUAUGGCCAGUGGAUGCCAGCUCUUUUGACCCAGCUUGAUGUUGAUCAUGAUGCGGUGACGCCAGCCCAGCGAGCACUGGCGGAAAAGUUGAGGUCCGUUGUGGGCCAGAAGUUUGUGACGGAGAAUGUCACGGAGAUCGGCACCAUGACUGGCAAAGGCCAUGCCAUGGUGGUGGUGCGUCCAGGAAGCCUACGGGAAACGACUCAGGUCCUCGAGGCGUGUCUGGAAGCUGGAGUUGCGAUCGUCCCCCAAGGUGCCAAAACCGGUCUGACUGGUGGCUCGGUGCCGCGGAGCUGUGAUCGGCCCAUGGUGGUAAUCAGCACUCAGCGGCUGCAGAAGAUCCUGCCCAUCAAAGACGCCGGCGAUGCCAAGCAGGUUCUGUGCUUUGCCGGUGCGGGCAUUUUCAGUGUGCAAGAAACGUUGAAAUCCUACAACCGGGACUCCCACAGCGUGCUGGGAUCCAUAUUUUUGAACCCAUCUGUGGCUGCUGGAGUGGCCUUUGGCAGUGGUGGCACGCAGAUCCAUAAAGGCCCAGCAUUCACCAACCGGGCGCUCUACUGUCGAGUCAACGCACAAGGAAAGAUGGAACUGGUGAACACCUUGGGGCUUAGCCUUCAAGGCGAUGUGCUUAGCUUCUUGGAUGGCGCAGAGGAAUUGUCGCUUAAAGACAUGGACAGCAAGUCCUCCAAAGCCGCGUCAUGGCCCAAGUACCCGGAGCAUCUUACCAAGUUGGACGGCAACCUGUCUCGUUACAAUGCUGAUCUUGCAGGUGAAGAUUGCCACUGGGCAGAUUUACGCUGGAAGUAUUGGCUGGUGCGUAAUCGCUCUGAAGGGAAGGUCUUCAUCCUGGCUACCAUACAUGACACAUUUCCAAUGCCUCAAAAGAGCAAGAUGGUUUGGGUGUCCUGCAAAGAUUUUGCAACUGCCAACCUUGUGAAGCGCAAAGUGGCGUUGGCCUCACCUAAGUACCUGCCGAAGCAGUUCGAGUAUAUUGCUCGAGAUCAGUUCGAUUGUAUCGAUCAAGCUGGACGUGGGAUCAUAAAACUGAUUGAGAUAGUGGGAAUGUCCAAUCUGGGAGCACUAUGGAACUUCAAACUGAAGUUCGAGUCCUUACCGCUGCCCUUCGUCAACAUCAUUGCAGACAAGUUCCUGUGGUAUUUGAACCCGCUCAUCCCCGAGUCUUUACCAAAGCCAUUGAUGGAGCAAGGGCGGAAGUUUGACCAUCACCUCAUCGUGGAGAUGACAGAGUUUGGCAAUGGGGAGUUGAAGCACUUGGAGGAGCAGCUUCAGAAGCAGCUGGACGCCCAUCCGGAUGAUAUGACCUGCUACGUGUGCCAAAAUGCUUUUGAGCAUUCCAGGGUGAUGCUCUUCCGCUUCGCAGUGCAGCCCUCAAUUCAAACGAUGACUGUGGGCAAAGGCCAACAGGGCAUCAUCAUUGACUAUGCUAUGCCAAAGAACUUCGACCGUAUCUUGGAACUACCUGAGAAGGACAUGGGCAUUGAGAUGCGUUGUUUGUGUUCCCACUUUGGAUGCAACGUGUUUCAUGAGAGCUUGAUGAUUUCCAAAGACGUCGACGUGAAGAAAGCCAAGAAACAGAUCAAGAAAUUCAUUGAAGAGGCUGGUGGCAAACUCCCAGCUGAACACGGCCAUGGCACAGAAUAUGAAGCACCUAUCAGCACACAAGAAAGGUGGAAAAAGAUGGACCCGACCAAUUCCAUGAACCCCGGAGUUGGUCAGAGUUCCUGUUUGAAAGGCUACUCAUAG